Messenger RNA from Danaus plexippus (monarch butterfly), 3699 nucleotides. RefSeq names its product aryl hydrocarbon receptor nuclear translocator homolog (gene tgo). Gene Ontology annotation, molecular function: protein dimerization activity; DNA-binding transcription factor activity, RNA polymerase II-specific; RNA polymerase II cis-regulatory region sequence-specific DNA binding. Gene Ontology annotation, biological process: regulation of transcription by RNA polymerase II. Lineage: Eukaryota; Metazoa; Arthropoda; Insecta; Lepidoptera; Nymphalidae. The coding region runs from base 185 to 2110 and encodes 641 amino acids. The record is from RefSeq and is a predicted model, not a curated record. Gene Ontology annotation, cellular component: aryl hydrocarbon receptor complex; cytoplasm; nucleus. The transcript is spliced from 14 exons.
GUCGUUGGCAAAUGGCAAGGCAAUGUCAUGUCAUCUAAUAAAAAUGGCGUUUGUGUUGUGUUGAGAAAUUACAAUAAACAUACAUUGUGUGAUUUAAACAUUUCAAUUGUUCUUUGGUGUAAAUAAAUGUAAUUUUUUUCUUAGAAUAGGUUAAGAAAUCGUGGACUAAUGAGUUUAUUGACCGAUGUCUGCCGUGGCUCCCACUAUUCCCGGGGCUGACCCAACAAAGGACAUACAAAAGCGUCGAGCUGGUAGUAUUGGAUCAGAUGAAGACGACGCAAGUGGUGGGAAAUAUACAAGGAUGGAGGAGGACAAUAUUCAAGACAAGGAGAGGUUUGCCAGUCGUGAAAACCACUGCGAGAUCGAACGUCGUCGCAGGAACAAGAUGACGGCGUAUAUUACGGAACUAUCUGACAUGGUUCCAACAUGCUCCGCUCUCGCGAGGAAACCAGACAAACUAACCAUACUGCGUAUGGCAGUAGCGCAUAUGAAAGCUUUAAGAGGUACCGGCAACACGUCUACAGACGGCACAUACAAACCAUCGUUUCUAACGGAUCAGGAGUUGAAACACCUCAUACUGGAAGCGGCCGAUGGAUUUUUAUUCGUCGUCAGUUGUGACACUGGCCGCAUUAUAUACGUUAGUGAUAGUAUAGCGCCAGUGCUAAAUUAUUCUCAGGGUGAAUGGUACUCAUCAUGUUUCUACGACCAAGUACAUCCCGACGAUUUGGAAAAAGUUCGGGAACAGCUAAGCACACAGGAGCCUCAGAACACGGGACGCAUUCUGGAUCUCAAAACGGGAACCGUUAAGAAGGAGGGACACCAAUCUUCAAUGCGUCAAGUGAUGGGUUCUCGUCGCGGGUUCAUAUGCCGCAUGCGUGUUGGCGGGACGGCGGAGAGCGCUCACCUGGGCAGGCUGCGCGCGCGCAACUCGCUCGGCCCCUCACACGACGGACACAACUACGCGGUCGUACACUGCACCGGUUACAUCAAGAACUGGCCGCCGACAGAUCUGUUUCCAGGCAUGCAGAUGGACCGACCGGUCGAGGACGAGUUGCACGCGUCUCAUUGUUGCCUCGUCGCUAUUGGUAGAUUACAGGUGACGUCAACUCCGAGUAGCGCUGAGGGCAGCGCGUGCGGUGGCGUGGAGUUCGUGUCGCGUCACUCUGUGGAGGGCCGCUUCACGUUCGCUGACCAGCGUGCGGCUCAAGUACUAGGGUAUGCGCCCGCGGACCUCCUCGGGAAACUCUGCUACGACUUUUACCAUCCAGAAGACCAGCAGCACAUGAGAGAUAACUUUGAUCAAGUCCUUAAGUUGAAAGGGCAGAUAAUUUCGCUCAUGUAUCGGUUUCGCACAAAGAACAGAGAGUGGAUCUGGUUGAGGACAUCCGCCUUUGCAUUCCUCAAUCCUUACAACGAUGACGUGGAAUAUAUUGUGUGCACAAAUACAUUGGCCAACCGUUCAUUGGGCAGCACGGGAGGCGAGCCGGUUGCAGAUGAAAACUACGAUUACCACCUCCGACAGCGUGAUGUGUACCAAGCACCUCCUCCGCCUAUACAUCAGCAACACCAUGCUCCACCAGGUGGUGGAGUGGGUGCUCGCUCGCCGGGUGAGGCGGGUGGUGCGGGCGCUGCGGCUGCCUACGCUCCACAUGCGCCUCACUAUGCGCCUGACUACUCACCUCACCGACCCGCCAACACACCGCCACAUACUACUUGGACAACGCUGCGACCGAGCGGGGCCAGUGGAGCCGGGAGUGGUGGUGAAAGUUACGCGUACAGCGGCGACGCGGCUGGUGCGGGUGCGGGUAACGGCAGCCCGGCCCGCUCGCCGCCCGCGCCCGCCUACCUACCACCAGCACACUACCACCACAACCACCACCCCCCACACCCUACACAUCCAACGCACCCUACACAUCCCACGCAUCCACCGCAUGCUGGUAUAUGGGCAUGGCAGGGCGGUGCUGGGGGUGCAGGGGGCCCAGCUGCUGGCGCUCCUGAGGGUGGACACGCGCCCCACGAGCUCUCCGAGAUGCUGCAAAUACUGGACCAAGGCGGUGCCGCUACCUUCGAAGACCUCAACAUAAACAUGUUUAAUUCCAACUUUGAAUAGUGAUAGCAUUGUACAGUCUCUUUUAGCUGAAAUAUUCGAGCUGAAAGUUCCCUUUCUGGGAUUAGUUUUGAUGCUAAAGGGGGACGUUGAAGCCUUUGUAUAAUUAUGUUAAUGUAUACUCUGAAAAAAUUUUUCGUGACAAUGCGAAUCUGCUUGAUUCAUUUUAACAUUACUUAAGUAUAACAAUUUGAAUUGAGUUUGAGGGCACGAUGUUUGUUAUAAGAAACAAAAAGCAAUGUGUAAACUUAUGUUUUAUAAGUAAAUAUUUACUUGCUAGAUUUAAACAGUUUUUUUAAUUGAAAUCCACGUGUUGUUUUGCAAAUAAAAGCAAUAUUUUGUUGCACAACAAAUUUUUAUACACCUUUGUUAGGUAAUCAUGGCGCUGGUAACGCAUCAGUCAAUAUGUUUAUAAUCGGUCGUCAAAAUAUAUAUCGAAACAGCUUCUUAAAUGCCUGUAUAUAAUAACGCAAUAUUAUUUUGUUAUGGUUGGAAAAAAUAUGAAAUGUAACAAAAAUAAUAAUUGUACAGUACAUCAUACAUGAAGUAAAUGUAAUUCAACUCUCAUGUAACAUUGUUCAUUUAAAGCAGUACCUGUAAUUGUUGCCUGUGAUGUUCAACCACGAAACGUAGAACAGUUUGGCAGCUCAUUUUCACGCCGAACUAAACAAAAAAUAUUAAACUUUUUACAAAAGUUAUGAACACAAAAGUGUUGUCACAAAUUUUAAUGCAUAUCUUACAGCACCGUUUGUAAUCAACAUUGAAAUCAUUAACAUAGGAAAAGUUGCAAAGCUUGAAAUAAAUAUAAGAUUGUUGGAAAUAAAUGUUUUGAAGGAGUAAAUAAGUUGAUAAAGAAUUUGGUACUUUAUUUGUAAUAAUUAGUUGUUUUGUUAGUAUUACAAAAUAAAAUUGUGCUACUAUGAUUAUUUUUAGUGAAUUAAUCAUGUUUUAUUACAAUAUAAAAUUAUAUUAUCAAAAAUUAUUAGUUAUCGGAAUUUUAAGCACUUUCUAAUACAAAAAUAUUUUUGUAUAGAUUUUAAGUUUUAAGGUUUAGUACAUUUUUUUUUAAUUCCUACGAAACCUAAUGAUUGUAGCGAAAUAUUGUGUCUUAAAUAGGAAAUUAUGGAUUGUUGAAGACACAGAUUAUUAAGACUAUAUCAAAAAUGUGCUGCAUUGCUACUUAAUGUUUAUGUUGCAAUUUUUUUAAAACAUUUGUAUAUUUAUUUUAUUUUUUUUCCUCUUGUUAUUUUAUCUUAUCAAUGAGAUUAUAUUAUUGGUAAUAAAAUUUUGAUUUAAUUUUCUACAGUAUUAUAUUUUAUGAGUCUCUUUUGAAUACGUAUUUCACAUUACAUAUUAAUCAACAUUCCCCAAAAGUAUAUUUUGGUUUAAUAAUGUAUUAGAAAGUGAAAUUUAAUAAAUAUAUUUAUUUUAAUACUUUUGUAUUAGUUUAUAAUUUUAUUUUUUAUACAGAAAAAUAUAUAGGUAUUGCAUUUAAGAUUUAUCUUUUAAAAUGAAUAUAAUUUGAAUGAAAUCAAGAUUAGGUAAAACAAAAUUUUGUAAAAGAUUUUUUCAUUAAAUUUAAGCAACCUAAA